Messenger RNA from Paramisgurnus dabryanus, 2992 nucleotides. RefSeq names its product kinesin family member 22 (gene kif22). Gene Ontology annotation, cellular component: microtubule associated complex. Lineage: Eukaryota; Metazoa; Chordata; Actinopteri; Cypriniformes; Cobitidae. Gene Ontology annotation, biological process: mitotic spindle organization; microtubule-based movement; spindle elongation. The record is from RefSeq and is a predicted model, not a curated record. Gene Ontology annotation, molecular function: microtubule motor activity; microtubule binding; ATP binding.
GGAAGUGGACUGCGAAGUGGACUUCACAGGGUAUUCCGCCAUCUUAAGUGAGAUUCCAAUCCGAAGGGAGCGAACAUGUUCAGUUCGAAGGGCACUGCGCACGGCAUAGGGAAUCAGGGAACAUCGAUACAUCACUUCACAGGAAGUGGAGAGAGAUAAUCACCCAACUGUCAUUUCGCGCAUCACGUGAUCACCAGUCAGAACGGUCAGACCGCUAUGCAAUUAUGAGACAAUCGUUUAAAAACACAUAUAUACACGUAGUUAACCAAAUAAAAGUUUACUUUCAUAUUUGCAUGACAGUUACAGCAAGGCUUCAAUUCUGUUAAUAGUCAAGUAAUAGCAGCAAUAGUCAAUUAAAGUGUAUAAUAAACAUAAUUUUUUCAUUACGUAGUACUCAAUGUUUUUUAAUUGUAUAGUGUACAUAUUUUAAAUGUGAUAGUAAAUAAAAAUUAAAAUAUGAAUGUAGUCCUAUGUAUAUUAAUGUUAUAUCAAUCUGCGCGACCCCGUCGUUGACUUUCUUUGAUGACGUUUGCAGGCCGUUCCAAAUGAGCGGUUAUUGUCCGUGAAGUCCACUUCAACUGAUAUACCAUGCUCAGGGAGUAGGGAGCAGUGAACACUCCGGAGGGACACUGUCGAAUGGAACGCACCCGACUGUGGCGACUGCGCUGAUUGGUUAAACUUUGUAAAGGGGGAAGAGCUUCAUCGUUUGAAAAAUUACGUGCUAGCUUGGAAGAUAAGCGCCAUUGUUGGGAGUUCGUCGCGAAGCGAUGAUUUAAUAUCAAAUAUCGUUAUUAAAGCGUUUACUUUGUCGUGGAAAGGAGCAGAUUAUAUCAGGUUGACGUUGCCCAAAUCAACAGAUAUGGCGCAGCGUGUUGCUGUUAGUGAUGGUUCUGCUGCAUCCAAACGGACCUCCAGAGUCCGCGUGGCGGUUCGUCUGAGGCCCUACAUGGACAAACAGGACGAGAAAGGAGAAGGGCCUUGUGUUCGAGGACUGGGGCCACAGAAGCUAGAGAUUAUCAACUGGAGAAACGCCAAUGAAACUCUUCAGUAUCAGUUUGAUGCAUUUCAUUGUGAAAAGGCGAGUCAGCAGGAAGUGUUUGUGUCUUCAGUAAAGCCCAUUCUUUCUCAUAUACUUGGUGGUCAGAACGCCAGUGUCUUUGCUUAUGGACCCACUGGAGCAGGAAAAACUCACACAAUGCUCGGCAGUCAAGAACAGCCAGGAAUAAUUCCCAGAGCCGUCAGAGAGGUCUUCCAUCUAGUGGAAGCACAAGAGAAAGGACGGGAUGCUUGGGAAUACUCUGUUGGGAUGUCCUACCUGGAGAUCUACAAUGAAAAGGUGCUGGACCUGUUGUCUCCAGGUUCUCAGGAUCUGCCCAUCCGUGAAGACAAGGACAGAAAUAUUCUGAUUCCCGGGCUAACGCACGUUCCCCUCUCGUCCUUCUCUGACUUCGACAGUCAUUUUAUUCCUGCAAGUUUAAAUCGGACCACGGCCUCCACUAAACUAAACCAGCGCUCCAGCCGCAGUCACGCUGUCCUCCUUAUAAAGGUUGUGAAAUCCCAGCGUGGGCCGCCACACAGACAACAGACAGGAAAGCUUUAUCUCAUCGACCUUGCUGGAUCAGAGGACAACCGGCGCACAGGAAAUCAGGGUAUUCGUCUGAAAGAGAGCGGAGCCAUUAAUCUGUCCCUGUUCACCCUCAGUAAGGUGGUGGAUGCCCUGAACACAGGGGUGGGUGGACGUGUGCCCUAUAGAGACAGCAAACUAACCCGUCUGCUCCAGGAUUCUCUGGGUGGCUCCGCACAUUCGGUCAUGAUCACAAACAUCGCACCGGAGUACAAAUACUACUUUGACACAUUCUCCGCUCUUAACUUUGCUGCUAAGUCCAAGCUGAUUGUCAAUCGGCCCUUUGUCAGGGAAACCGUUUUGGCUCCUGCUAUCGCUUCUGGAAAGAGAGCUCGAGAUGACCAGGAAGCUGGAGGUUCAGGUGAGCCUCAGCAUAAAAAGUCUAAAGAAGUGAAGAAGCCUGAGCAGAGCGUGUCUCCGGUCACUCAUCCUCAUAGUUCACCAGACACAUCAGUUCUGGACAGACUUAUAGCUCUGGAGAAGAUGAUGAUGGGUUCAGCUGAGAGGGAGAGACUCAAUCUGCUCAAAACUGUGGCUCAGUCUCGAAAAGAGAUUCAGAUGUUAAAGGAGAAACAAAAGGAACUGGAGAAUAAGGCCAACAUGUUUAAUAAGAAUGAAAUGCAUGAGGAGUCCAGAGAUGUGUCGCUCUUCAAAACUGAUCUGCCACCUCUGCAAAGGAAGCAGUCCACGGCACGACCUCGCAAACAACAGGCUGUGGUGACUCCUCUGCUGGUUUCUCAGGUUCAACCUUUACAGUGUGCUGUGUUGUGUAAACCCUCACAAACUCUGGACAAGAAGAAACGUCUUCAAACAGUGAUGGGUGAGGGGAAGGAGAAUGGAGGUACAGAUCCUCCUCGUACUGAAGAUGUGAACUGGGAGACUCGUCUGGAUUCAGAGUUACUGGAACGGUCCAGAACGAAAAUCCUACAAACCCUUAACUCCGGCUCUUUGAAAGAGCUCAAGAGCCUUCAGCUUAUAGGAGACAAGAAAGCCAAGCUGAUCAUGGGCUGGAGGGAGAUUAAUGGUGACUUCACACAGGUGGAUGACCUGAAGAAAAUUGAAGGCAUUACGGCGAAACGCUUUACAUCUUUCAUAAAGGCUAAUAUUCUCAGUAGUCUGGGGAAGUGAGGUGUGGAUGGAUCUGCUAUCAUGAAAUAAGCAUUUGUACAGACUUUGUGUUUUUAUUUUUUUAUGCACAUUGUGUACAUUUAUUUUUUAUUCUAAGCUUUUGUGUAUACUUUGAUCUUGUUUUUAGUGUUUUCUUUUAUCUUUCAUGCAUACAUGUGCAACAUUUUCUUAAGUAUUUAACUCUUAAGUUUUGCUUCAUUGGUCAUGUGGUACUGAAUAAACGCUGUCAUGAUACGCAAA